AUGGCAAAACGAAAGCGCGGCGAUGGCGAUGGCGACGAGCAGCCUGUUGACGUAGGACUUGGUGCGACACUGGCGCACUUGCGGGGCGAAACGCAGCCCGACAAUGCGACACAGACCGCUGUGAUCGAUGACGGCCAUGAAUGGGCAGUAGUAGGCGGAUCAAAGAGGAGACGGAAAGAGCGCAGCUCAUAUCUCAACAAUGGGCACAGGAGCUCGAAAUCACCCUCUUCCAAUCGCCGCCGUCGUUUGAGUGCUAGCCCUCACUCCCCUCGCGCCGAGCCAUGUCCCUCAUCAUCUGAGAAUGUUCCGCUCGAUAAUCCCUUCUUGACCACAAACAAACAGCUUGGCGGCCACCGUUCGCCCCCAGAGAACCCUUUCUCCACGUACAAGCAGGGCUUCGAGCAGUCGCCUGACGAGCCUCAUCUGGGCAGGGAAGAACGUAGGAAGGCGCGUAAGCUCGAGAGGAAUUACCCAGCCAUCGAGCAUUCGCAUCACGCUCGGCUGCAGUCCCACGUGAAAAUAACAGACCUACAGUCGUUGGUACUCUAUCUACUCACAGACGGGAAUGCUCCGCAAUGGGUGUCGGUGCGCAAUCGCACGAGUAUUCACCAGAUUGUCAUGCUGAUGGUUCCUGGGCUGGAGCUUGGCAUGUUUAAUGGCGACAUUACUCUUGACCCUGCAAUGCAGCCUAACUCUUCACAUGGUGGAGAACCAAGGAAUACUCCGGUUGAUACCACAACUACCGCGAGAGACAGCGCAAAGUCCAAGCGGUUGCAAAUAUCACCUGAUGAGUUCUACCCGGCUAGUCUUAGACAAGACAGGCUGCCUACAUCGCUGAAGUCUCUUUCCGACGUUUUCGCGCAUGUAUGGCCCAUCAAAGCCCAAGGCGAACAUCGUGCCAACCAAUAUACUAGGGUCCAUUCACCCAUUCAUACAAUGCUAACCUCACAAAUCCCAAAAUCCCAAGAAGAGAAGCAAUUGAAGAAGAGCGGGAAUCACAAAGGACCUAGCCCGCAAAACUCGCAGCACUGGGAAAACAAGCGCACACGAAUAACUGAAUACAUUGCUAGUCUUACUGAACAGCAAGAAAAUGAAUACGUACUUCAUCCAGCAUUGUUCACAACACCAGAGUCUAAAGGAGCUGCCCAUGAGAGGAGGAAACUGGCCAAGCAAACUUCCGACAAUGGUUGGGUGGACACCAAUGUCGCCAACCUUGAAGACGGAAUUGUGCCUGAAAACGAGGUUGAGCAGGGUAGUGUGACUGCCGGAAGACACAUAAUCUCCGUUGACUGUGAGAUGUGCAAGGCUGAAGACGACCAGCUUGUGCUCACACGAAUCAGUCUUAUUGAUUGGGACGGCAGCGUGGUUCUCGACAAGUUAGUCAAACCUGAUGUCACCAUCAAAGACUAUCUGACCCAGUGGUCUGGUAUCACAGCAACUAUGCUGGAGCAUGUCACGACCACUCUAGCGGACAUACAAACGGAACUAUUGAAACUCGUCACACCGUGCACCAUCCUUAUAGGACAUUCGCUAAACUCGGACCUCAAUGCGCUCAAGAUGACACACCCUUUCAUAAUCGACACUGGCAUCCUCUAUCCGCACCCUCGCGGAUCGCCAUAUAAACAGUCGCUGAAAUGGCUCGCACAGAAGUAUCUGAAGCGUGAAGUCCAGAAAGGUGCACAAGGCCAUAACAGUGUUGAAGACGCCCGCACUUGCCUUGAUCUCGUCAAACAAAAGUGCGAGAAAGGUCCACGAUGGGGUUCUGGCGACACAAACGCGGAAUCCCUCUUCAAGAGGCUAGGACGCACAACGCGACCGAAAUCGAACAACGAACCUCGUGCCGGAGCUGUGAUCGACUGGGGCGACCCAAAUCGUGGACAUGGUGGCCAAGCCCAUAUUUCUAUUGGGUGUAAAACAGACGCUGAAGUUGUAGACGCUAUCGAUCGCGCUAUAAGUGGACGAGCAGAGGGCAAAGAAGGUGCGGUGGAAAAGGUUGAUUUCGUUUGGGCGCGUUUGCGCGAGCUCGAGCUAGCUCGAGGCUGGUGGGACGAUGCGAAGACGGCUGAUGUUGAAGCUAUUCGGCAGAACGCGCUACAGAGGCUAGGACUCUUGAGGGAGGGGGAUGGUGAAGAUGUCGAGGUCAAAGGCGCCGAGCUCGGCGACGCUGUCUCCAGGACCAUUGCCCAAAUCGUGCAAAUCUACGACUCUUUGCCCCGCUGCACGGCCUUCAUCGUGUAUAGUGGCACGGGCGACCCUCGAGAAAUACGCCGUUUACAAGCAAUGCAACAACAAUACCGUCGCGAAUACGCUACGAAGAAUUGGGACAACCUCAGUGUCAAAUGGACCGACACGGAAGUUCAAGCCCUUUCAAAGGCUUGUCAAGACGCACGCAACGGUGUUGGCUUCAUCGCCGUAAAGUAA
Cucurbitaria berberidis CBS 394.84 is the source of this 2421-nucleotide messenger RNA. RefSeq lists its product as uncharacterized. Gene Ontology annotation, cellular component: nucleus. The record is from RefSeq and is a predicted model, not a curated record. Gene Ontology annotation, molecular function: exonuclease activity; nucleic acid binding. NCBI's taxonomy places the organism in Eukaryota, Fungi, Ascomycota, Dothideomycetes, Pleosporales, Cucurbitariaceae. The transcript has a single exon. The coding region runs from base 1 to 2421 and encodes 806 amino acids.